Messenger RNA from Kwoniella shivajii, 888 nucleotides. RefSeq lists its product as uncharacterized. NCBI's taxonomy places the organism in Eukaryota, Fungi, Basidiomycota, Tremellomycetes, Tremellales, Cryptococcaceae. The record is from RefSeq and is a predicted model, not a curated record. Bases 1 to 888 code for a protein of 295 amino acids. The transcript has 3 exons.
AUGAAGGUAUUCAUCACUGGAGCUACAGGUUGGGUAGGACGACAUGUCGUUCCUGAACUUGUAUCUCACGGACACGAGAUUACAGCUAUUGCCAGAACUGAUGAUUCGGCUGCUGCUCUCGAGAAACAGGGGGUCACAGUCGUCCGAGCCACACUUGAAGAUACCGAUAUCCUUCAUUCCUCAGCUAAGGAAGCGGACGCUGUGAUUCAUCUAGCUUAUAUUCAUGAUUUCACCGAUUACGGAGGUCGACCCGCUAAAAUUGAUUUCGCAGCUAUUCGAGCUAUGUGUUCUGCACUGGAAGGAACCGAUAAACCGUUUAUAGGAACCGGUGGAGUACUUGGAUUACCUGAUCCUCAAACUGAGAAUGAGAGUGCAUCCUUUGGACCUAGAAAAGAAGCUGAGCAAAUCGCGUUUGAAUAUAUCGAAAAAGGUGUUCGACCUAUUGUGAUUAGACUCUCACCUUCUGUUCAUGGCGAUGGUGAUAAAGGAUUUAUUCCAAUUUUGAUCAACCUAGCUAAAGAAAAAGGUUAUACGGCUUAUAUUAGAGAUCAGCCUAUUAAAUGGCCAGGGGUUCACGUUAAAGAUGCUGCUAUCUUAUACAGAUUAGCCAUUGAAAAUCAACAUUUAAAUGGUGGUACAAUCUUACAUGGUGUAGCUGAAUCAGGUGUACCGUUCAGACAAAUCGUCAAUACUAUUGGGAAAAAACUUGAUCUAGAAGUGAAAGAGAUUGAUCAAGAAAAAGAAGCACAAGAUUAUUUCGGUUGGAUGGCUUUCGUCCUGAAAUUCGACGGUAACGCUUCCAGUGAAAUCACUAAACAGAAGACAGGAUGGGUCCCAAAAGAAAAAAGUAUAAUGGAAGAUUUAGAGACUGGAACCUACUUCAACUGA